Molecule: messenger RNA, 650 nt
Organism: Pocillopora damicornis (cauliflower coral)
Lineage: Eukaryota; Metazoa; Cnidaria; Anthozoa; Scleractinia; Pocilloporidae
Product: cysteine-rich protein 1
Source: RefSeq, a predicted model, not a curated record
UUAUUGUGCGUUGGAAAAUUGUCAGUAUACUGGAGUGAAAAUCCAAGAGCUAAAUAUAUGGUAUGGUAGAUUAAGAUAAUUUGGCUUUUCUACAAGAUGGAAACACCAUCGCAUGAAACACGAAGUUUUGAACGAAGGUGGAGUGUUAAAAAUUCAAGGAAUUGCUUCCCAGAUAAUCAACACUAAAUAUAUCUUAGCUCCUCUCAUGGGAAGUUUAUUUUGCUGCUAACCACACUCGCAUGACCCAAGAGACUCCAGCUGACAAAGCUAAAAUGCCGAAGUGUCCCAAGUGCAACAAGGAAGUGUAUUUUGCUGAGAAGGUGUCUUCUCUCGGCAAAGAUUGGCACAGGCCUUGCUUGAGAUGUGAAAAAUGCAAUAAGACUCUGAGUUCUGGUGGUCACGCCGAGCACCAGGGUAAGCCGUAUUGCAAUAAGCCAUGCUACUCUGCUUUGUUUGGCCCAGGAGGUUUUGGCCACGGUGGAACAGAGUCACAUAAAUACUGACUUCACCACGCACUACAAGUUCAGUUCAGACAUGACUGACGCUGACCGCACCCAAGGCAUAAUUAGGACGAUGACAUGUUUUGUCUUUUGUAGCUCUUGCCAGUAAUCCUAAAUAAAGACGAAUGUAUUUUGUCACUUGUUGGUUUA